Messenger RNA from Neurospora crassa OR74A, 2275 nucleotides. RefSeq lists its product as hypothetical. NCBI's taxonomy places the organism in Eukaryota, Fungi, Ascomycota, Sordariomycetes, Sordariales, Sordariaceae. The record is from RefSeq and is a predicted model, not a curated record. The transcript is spliced from 3 exons. Gene Ontology annotation, molecular function: metal ion binding. Bases 1 to 1488 code for a protein of 495 amino acids.
AUGGACUUUGCCCCGACUCCUCCCAGAAAUCAGUCCGCAACAGAGGCUGCUAAGUCAGAGGAGUCCAGCCCGGAAUGGGAACAAUCUCGUCAUACUGCCGUCGUUACAACCAAGUCUUCUCCCAGAGUAGAGACUAUCGUCACUCACGUCCCCUUUACGCUAAACACGCGGUACUUUCUCGAAAGGCAAAGACUUCAACAAGAAGAGGAGGAGAGAGCGCAACAGGCUCGCCGGAACACGCGGCCGCAAUAUCCCCACCAAUUUUACGCCUACGCUUACGACCGCGGAAACGGCCGCUACACGAGACUGGUCCCAGCGGAUAUGCUUCCUCCCCUCGUGGGUGUGCCCGCUUACGAGUCGGAUAUCUCUCGUCUGUUCGUACUUGAGCUUCCCCAGGCCUUGGAUGCCGACGAGCGCAACACCAACAUUCAACCGGUUCAGACUCAAGUGGCGCAGGGUGAUGCCGUUCAGAUCGACCAAAUCGUCUUGGCCAGCCACAGUCCCGCAGCCAAUACGAGCCUCACUCACCAGGCCACCGCAACCGCCUACCUGACACCCCCUCCUCUGCACGGCCAAGGCCCCAAGCGAGCCAAGAUUUUCUGCGACAAGUGGGUGCACGAGGGUACCUGUGCCUUCACCCAGCAGGGCUGCAAGUACAAGCAUGAGAUGCCCUAUGACAGGGCUACUCAGCACAUGCUCGGUCUGUUCCAUGGCUUGCCUGCUUGGUAUAAGCGGCAGCAAGCCGAGCUGAUGAGGCAGAGACAGCAGCUGGUCAGCAACGACGAGUCGAGCACCAGCAAGGGACCCAUCGAUCUGACCGCGCUCCGUGGCGCUCCCCAUCGUCGUCGGUCUCUGACUACGGCUUCUGGAAGUCCGAUCUCGCGCAGAGGCUCGGCUGAUCAAGGGUCGGCAUCUGGUAGUGGGGGUGAGGCGAUGGGGGUGGGAGGUCAGGCUCACGCCGCCACGAACAGCAUGGGAGCAAAGAGCUUCGGAGGCGGUGGUUAUCAGCGUGAGAAAAGCUCGAGUCCUCGAGAGUUGAACAACUGGCGUCCGAGUGUUGGAGGUGGCUCUUCAGGACCCUCUCCAAUCCCCACCGGCCCCCAGAUCCUAAGCCAAGGCCCCUGCCGCUUCGGUCCCAUCGGACAACCCGCCCAACCUCAACCUCGCGACCCUCGCGGCAAUCCCAGCAUUGUCAACAGUCAUCGCCGCAUCGAUGCUCCUCCCGGCUUUCCCCCCAAUCCUCACUCAUACCGCCUCCUUCCAACCACCACGACCCCCGACAGCUCUGAAGACGAGGGCAAGGGGGAGGGCGGCCCCCUGGGAGGGGGAGGAGCUCGAGUCCAGGUCCAGGCCCAGGUACACCAGCAGCAGCAGCAGCAGCAGCAGGCCGAAGGCGGCGGUGGCGGCAUAGCAGCUCAGUGGAUGGGAUCGGCUUACGAGGAUGGGGAGAAUUCCUGGAAGUGGUCUCGGGACACUAACCAGGGGUAGUUGCCCCUGUGAGUUGCUUCCAUUGGUGCACAGCUGGACAACAAGAACGACAGAUGGCACGCUGGCUGGCUGCUUAAGUUGUCUGGUGUUGCCUGGGUAACCGUUAACCCCCCAGUUAAGACAACGGCAAUGACAACAACGAGGCUAGUCGAAAAAGGUAGAGUCAUGGAUAAGGGAGGACACUCGCCCCUUUUCGGGCGGGCGGUUUGCAACUUGAAGGGUUGUCCAUGUACUGUGGUAAAACGAUGCAACUAACCUACCUUUCGACCGGGUAUUAUUCGCUUCUUCUCAUAGACUGGAUCCAAGUGGCCAACAAGUUCAAGCCCACGACCAUGGCCGCCAACGAGCGACCAGCCACUUGGCCAGUCGGGGUGAUUUCUGCUUUGGGACGUCAUAUAUGCGAAGCAUUUUUUUAAUUUAUUUUUCUUUAUCGUUUGGGACAUGACCGCGAAGUAUGAAGAUUUGGUUUGGAAAUCUGAAAAAUUUAGUUUAUACAAGUUCACACGGGGAGUGGGGGAUAACCGAAGGAAACCUCGAGACAGAAUGUGAUGUAUGGUGCAAGAGCAAGAGAUACAGGCGUGGUGAGAUCCCUGGGACUUAGAUAAUCCCUCAGUACUCGCUUAGGGUGAAACUCCCUGGGCGCUCGCUCAGAGUGUUCUGAAGAUUGGUCUAUAGAGUCGUUGGUUUUAUCACUUUUUUGGUGAGUGAGCCAGCUUCAAGGGUGGAGUGAUUAUGCGCUGCCGUCCGCGGAAGACGAUAUGAAAUGUAUAGCGCUCGCUCAUGUUGC